Spinacia oleracea (spinach) is the source of this 2399-nucleotide messenger RNA. RefSeq lists its product as uncharacterized. Bases 105 to 2039 code for a protein of 644 amino acids. Lineage: Eukaryota; Viridiplantae; Streptophyta; Magnoliopsida; Caryophyllales; Amaranthaceae. The transcript has a single exon. The record is from RefSeq and is a predicted model, not a curated record.
UUAUAAUACUUCCAAAGUAAGCAAUACCCUCAAAACAAAAUGCAAUAGUGUAUGAAAAGAGAGCACAAAAUCAAGACAGUUUGAAGAAGUUACCUAAAAAAGAAAUGCAGGCACCUUCAACAAGGGAGGUCACAGAAUUGUGCUUCCAUGGUUGCUGCCCAACUCCAUUCUUCACUCUAAAUGAAGCUGAUAAUAAAUCCACCAUUACAAAACCCAGAAAUUCUUCGGCCGAAAACCGGCGCACGUUUGCUUCCACCACUUCUUCAUGUUUAUUCCCAAACACUGAGUUUAACAACCCUGAUUCCCUUCCUUCCCUGCAAGAAGCCUUUGAUCAGUUUCUCAGAACUUAUCCACAUUACACUGAUACUUACCAAAUAGACGAAAUUCGAGCACAAGAGUAUUACAAUCUUUCUCUCUCUAACCAUGUAUGUCUUGAUUACAUUGGCAUUGGUUUGUUCUCUUUCUCACAGCUACACAACCAGCUUUCUCUGACGUAUCCAUCAACGUCAUCUUCGCCACCUCCACUGCAGCCUCAUAGCUCGGAUUUUCCGGUGUUCCACUUAUCUUACAAGUCAGUGAAUCUGAAGAACCACUUACUUGAUUCAGGAGAUGAAUCAAAAUUGGAGUCUGCAAUAAAAAAGAGGAUCAGGGAAUUUCUGAAUAUCAGUGAAGAUGAUUAUUCUGUUGUUUUGACAGCAAACAGAACAUCAGCUUUCAGAUUAGUUGCAGAAUCAUUCCCUUUUGGUUCUUGUAAGAAGCUACUCACUGUUUAUGAUCAUGACAGUGAAGCAGUAGAAGCAAUGAUCAAUAGCUCAGAAAAGAGAGGAGCACAAGCAAUGGCAGCUGAGUUUACCUGGCCAAGGUUAAGGAUUCACUCAUCAAAACUGAGGAGUAUGAUUACAAGUAAAAGAUUGAUCAGCAAAAAAAGAGGGCUUUUUGUUUUCCAGCUUCAAUCAAGAGUAACAGGGGCUAGAUACUCUUACCAGUGGAUGAAAGUAGCACAGGAGAAUGGAUGGCAUGUUCUUCUUGAUGCCUGUGCUGUAGGACCAAAAGAUAUGGAUAGUUUGGGACUCUCAAUCUUCCAACCAGAUUUCUUAAUUUGCUCCUUUUACAAGGUUUUUGGGGAAAACCCAUCUGGAUUUGGGUGUCUUUUUGUCAAGAAAUCGGCUAUUUCGAACCUGGAAAGUUCAACAACUGCUGGAAUUGUAAGUAUUGUUUCAGCAAGGAAGUUGUUUUAUCUUCCUGAUGAGUCUUCUGGUACUGAAACAGAGUUUGAACAAGAACUUGAGUUGGGUUCAUCAUCAUCCAAUUCAUUCUCAGGUACAAUGCCUAUCCAAGCAACAAGAAUGGAAAAGGGGGAGUCCUCUACUAGAGUGAAGAUCAAUGGAGAAAAAGUUUCAGAAAUUGAAGUAAUAGAUGAAGCUGGUAAUCUUUUUGUAGAGCCGCGAAACACAACAAUCAAUGGAAAAAGGAACUCCCCAGUUGAAUGUAGGUGUUUGGAUCAUAUUGAUUCAUUAGGUUUGUCACUUGUAAAUAGCAGAAGCAGGUACCUUGUUAAUUGGCUCAUUAAUGGGUUGACAAAGCUUCAACACCCAAAUGCAGAUAAGAAAGUUCCAUUGGUAAAAAUUUAUGGACCGAAGAUAAAGUUUGAUCGAGGACCAGCUUUGGCUUUCAAUGUGUUUGAUUGGAAAGGCGAAAAGGUUGAGCCAAUUCUAAUACAGAAACUUGCUGAUAGGAAAAGCAUAUCUUUAAGCUAUGGGUUUCUGCAUCAUAUUUGGUUCCCAGAAAAGUAUGAGCAGGAAAAGGUUAAAGUUCUUGAGAAGAGAAGAUGUGAAGCAAAGGAGAAUUCAGGGAACAAAAGGACGAAAGGAAAGGAGAACCUUGGUGUAAGAGUAGUUACAGCUGCAUUUGGAUUCAUAGCCACUUUUGCAGAUGCUUAUAAGCUUUGGGCUUUUGUAGCUCAGUUCUUGGAUGCAGAUUUUGUGGAGAAAGAGAGAUGGAGAUACACUGCUCUAAAUCAGACAACUGUUGAAAUGUGACGACUGAACGGGUAUUUUAAGUCACAAUGAUCAAUUAUCCGGAGUUUUCAGAAUCGCGAGGUCACUGGCGCUUGCAGGUGAUGCCUACCGAGGUUCAUACGGCCUGUUUGGUAGCCGGACAUAAAUGGUGUCAAUGGGAAUGAAUCUGUAUGUAAAUUUGUAGGGAAAAUCAAUAUUCAUUGCCAUGGUAAUUAUCUCUUUUUCUUUAUAAAUUUCCAUUACCAUCCAUUACCAUUUGGAGGAAUGAUAUUAGCUGGGAAUGCAAAUUUAUGAAGAAAAACACCAAGUUUGAGACAAAAUUUAUUACCAUGGAUAUCACGAUGUUAUUUUCUUGCCAAAUAACACUUCGAUUUAUUCAUA